UCCUCGAAUGCAAGUUUUUCCGUUGAAAGAGCAGAAAAUGACCAAAGCUCGCUUCUUGAAACAAAGGUGAAAACAUACAUAAAGGAAGGUGAUAUCCAAGCUGCGCUACAGCUGUUCGAAGAGAGCAGAAAAGACUCUGGUGUUAAGCUUGCAUGGUCAGUAGAAGGGGCUAGUUCUUUGUUGCACAUGUUUUCUGAACAUGGUGAACACAAAGCUGUCGAUCGAUUAUAUAAAGAUAUGCAGAAGAAUGUCACUUACAUUGGGGAAGGAGCUAAAACAACUGUGAUCAAGUCCUACUGCAAUCGGCAUCAGUUUGAUAAGGCUAUUGAAAUGUUACAUGAAAUCACAAAUGACAACAUGAUCCACCAUACACGUCACUAUGAUUAUGUGAUUAAAACCUUGGCUCAAAAUGGUUUGACCAAAAAAGCCUUUCAGCUUUUUGACGAAAAAUGUCAACAACAGGCUCACUGUCGUGCUAGCAGAGGUGACAGAUGUUUAACGGUAGAUAAGGAAAUGAUUGCGUCGCUGCUUAACCCUAUGAACAUACCACAACCCUUGCCUAAAGACGGUGAAGGUGUCGCUUCAAACAGGAAAUGUGAUGAUGAAGAAGCUGCCAAAAGACACAAGGUGUAUAAAGGAAUGUCGCUGAAAGUUUUUAGUUACCUUCAACAUGCAGGAGUAAAACUUCCAGGUCAAUUACUCCAGGUAAUCCGUCACUGGUUCAGACAUGACCCAUAUUAUUCCUGGACAUGGAAGAACAGUAAGGUUUCUGAGAUAGGAAUGUGUUCAAACUGUGGAAAUCACCUGACAUGUGGCAUAGCCCCAAGUGAGAUUUCUCAGCUCGAAUGUGAAAUUAUCAAGCUGUCAAGUUGUCUUGAACAAAAUGUAACUAUACUCCAUGGUAAAAAGCUGGAUAAGAGAAUGUGCCAAGAGCUGGAUGACUUUAAACAGUUUGUUAAACAGCAAGGGCCAUUUGAUGUCAUUAUUGAUGGUCUUAACGUUGGACUUCACGGAUCAAUGGCGAACAGAAAGAAUAUGGUAUUCUCAACAGAUAGGAUCAAAGAGACUGCACGCAACUUUGCUAGUCAGAAGAAGAAAGUACUGCUAAUUAUUCGUCACAAUGCUCUAGUUUGGAAUCGCGCUCAAAGCUUAAUUAAUAAUUUGGAGAACAUUUGCUCUGUGUAUACAAACAAGUUUAACAAUGACGACUUAUAUCUUUUGUAUGCUGCAGCAUUCAGUGGGAUGCAACAGGUUCAAAUAGUAACCAAUGACAGACUCAGGGAUCAUCGGCUUUUAUUACCAAUCAACUUGUGGUGGACAUUUUUGAGGUGGACAAGGUUGAAUUGUGUAUCCUUUUCAACUAGUGCCAAUGGCAAACUCAAAUUCUUCCAGCAAAACUUUGACCCAGUGGUUCAACGUGCUGGAAAUUCUUGGCACUUCCCUGCUAAAGAUGAUACGUGGAGAUGUGUGACAAGAGCAGGACUGAAAAAGGAAUUUGAAUAUGACAGUGAGUAG
Molecule: messenger RNA, 1515 nt
Organism: Porites lobata
Lineage: Eukaryota; Metazoa; Cnidaria; Anthozoa; Scleractinia; Poritidae
Source: the annotation of a GenBank genome assembly